AUGGUCCUUUUCGUACCUGACCUUACAAAUAGCCAGGUGAUUUUCAACACUCGAGUAGCCGAGGCGUUAGCGAAAGCUGGACAUGAUAUCACAAUGGUAAUGAUCACAGGCUUUUCUGACAGAGAUUCGAGUGAUGUGAAAAUCAUGAAGGAAGUCUCAGGUAGGCCGGUAUGGAAACUUUAA
Ostertagia ostertagi is the source of this 183-nucleotide messenger RNA. The record is from the annotation of a GenBank genome assembly. Lineage: Eukaryota; Metazoa; Nematoda; Chromadorea; Rhabditida; Trichostrongylidae.